Molecule: messenger RNA, 462 nt
Organism: Lemur catta (Ring-tailed lemur)
Lineage: Eukaryota; Metazoa; Chordata; Mammalia; Primates; Lemuridae
Product: calmodulin-alpha-like
Exons: 1
Coding region: 16-462 (148 amino acids)
Molecular function (GO): enzyme regulator activity; calcium ion binding
Source: RefSeq, a predicted model, not a curated record
GGUAGUGCUUGCAUCAUGGCUGACCAACUGACUGAAGAGCAGAUUGCAGAAUUCAAAGAAGCUUUUUCACUAUUUGAUAAGGAUGGUGAUGGAACUAUAACAGCAAAGGAACUGGGAACUGUAAUGAGGUCUCUUGAGCAGAGUACUACAGAAGCAGAGUUACAGGACAUGAUUAAUGAAGUAGAUGCUGAUGGUAACAGCACAAUUGACUUCCCUGAAUUUCUGAUCAUAAUGGCAAGAAGAAUGACAGACACAGACAGUGAAAAAGAAAUUAAAGAAGCAUUCCAUGUGUUUGACAAGGAUGGCAAUGGCGAUAUUAGUGCAGCAGAGCUUUGCCAUGUGAUGACAGGCCUUGGAGAGAAGUUAACAGAUGAGCAGGUUCAUGAAAUGAUCAGGGAAGCAGAUAUUGAUGGUGAUGGUCAAGUACACUAUGAAGAGUUUGUACAAAUGACAGCAAAAUGA